AUGACCUCGCGCCUUAAAAAGCGACUCGAUAAUCUCGGUGUGGAUGCCCACAGUGCUCGAGCCAACGAGAACUUUUGCUUGAUUGGGACACCACUACCUCCCCUCGAAAAGUCCAAGGACACUGGUGAAUUUGUACGCGACGAAAAAGGUCGACGAAGGUUACACGGCGCCUUUACUGGAGGUUUCUCGGCAGGCUACUUCAACACGGUUGGGUCGAAAGAGGGAUGGACACCUUCUACAUUCGUUUCUUCUCGAGGAGACCGAUCGAAAAAGAAGACUGCUCGGCCUGAAGAUUUCAUGGACGAGGAAGACUUGCAAGACUUGAGAGAAAGUCGGAACCUUGUCGAUACAACGGAGGAAAUGGAUCUUACGAAGGCGACGAGUUUAGGGCAAGGUGACGAUGAACAAGACUCUGUGGCUCGUGCUUUAGAGGCAUCAAUGCUCCCUACUGCCAAAGAUUCUGCAGGCGCACGCAUUCUGAAGAAAAUGGGUUGGCGGAUUGGACAGGGAAUUGGUCCUCGAGUCACGUUGCGCCAAAGAAAGCUCCAAGAUCUUGUUGCCUCCGGUCGUCGAUUUACUGAAGCCGACCUCGUUAUUCAGGAAGAAGAAGAAGAAGCCCAGAAACAUACCUACGCCCCGCGAGAUAUCUCUGUGUUGGCAAUGGAAAGGAAAGACAACACACAUGGCUUGGGUUAUCGUCCAGGCAUGAGCCUGAACGAGGGGAACGCGAAUGCUCCCGUGGCCGGGCCAAAGCUUGCUGGCGGAUUCGGUCUGGGUGCUCUGAAUGAUGCGGACGAAGACGACCUUGAUGUCUACGAGCCUGGCAGCACCGCUCAGAAUCGUAAUCGAACUGCUUACGACAUCAUUGAUCGCGAGGAGGAAGAGAAGAUUUCGAUAGGCUCGAAAGCUGAUCGUGCUGCGAGUUCCCGAGUUGGACCGGCGCCUCCAUCCCAUGCUUUUCAAGACGGCAGAGCAGUGCUUCCUGGGUUCGUGCUGGCAAGCAGCCCAGUAUCUGAGGAUCGAUGGUUUCCGCCACCUGAAGUGCCGCAAGGGUGGAAGGCAGACCCCAGGCGAGUAUGGAAUAAUGAAAGUCUGGAGAAGCAGCCAGAAGUCCCUCCACAAUCAAGUUCGGGUAGAAACAAAUUUUCUGCUGAUCAACGUGGUUCGAUGUUGGGAGAAACGCCGUUACCAUCAGCACCGCGAUCGGUUUUCGAGUACAUGUCGCAGAAAGACCGCGAGAGAAUUCAAAACAUAUCUUCGAAUGCUGAGCUACCAUCAUUAUCACAAGAACCUGGCCCUCCUCCCCCUCCAACAGCCAUACGAAUACCCCGGACUGAACCUCACAUCGCAUUGGCCGCACUGAAUGGUGGUUUCGUUCCUUUCGCAACGAAUCCUGCAAAACAAGCGCGCUAUACCGCUUAUCUCCAGUCACAAACCGAUUCCCCUGGACCCCCACCUCAACCGCUUCCUGGCCAGCCUCUUGACGAGUAUAACAAGGAGCUUGAAGACUACGCGAAAGCGGCUGUCAUCUUCAAACCCUUGUCUGGUGCUAUGGCUGGGCGUUUCACCUCUGCUGUCGUCGUUGAGCAUGGCCCACAAAUCACAGAGGGGUUAUACAUGCCGUCGAAGGAGGAUUUGGAGAAGAAGGAAGAGGAACUGAAGAAAGAACGGGAGGAGAAGGUCAGCCCCAAAGUCCACGCUGCGCGAUUGGGGAUGUAUGGUCCAAUGACCCGAGAGACUCAGUCGUGGCAGCCGGCGCGCUUAUUAUGCAAGCGCUUUAAGGUGAAAGACCCCGAACCAACAACGGAAAUGCAGGCAGAUGAACAAGGGAGUGGAUUCGGCCAGCCUUCCACCUCGGCUGGCGUUUGGGACCAGGUUAGCGCCGCUGCUGGAAAUUUGAGUAGUGGUCCACGUGACUUGGCAAAUAUCGGACUGGGAGAAGACGAAACGCAGGGUCGGGAUACGCUUACAUACCAACGUCCAGCGAUGGAUGUUUUCAAAGCAAUUUUUGCCAGCGACGACGAGGACAGCGACGAUGAUGCCGAGAAAGCUGAAGUGGACGAUCCAACACCACCUGCACCACCAGAAAUCACAAUGGCCCCUGCGACCGAAACUUCCGUUGUAGACAUGAACACUUUCAAACCCACUUUCAUUCCUCGCGAUGGCAAGGCCAAGAAAGAAUCGGAGAGGACAAAAGAGAAAAAAGAGAAGAAGAAGAAAGACAAGGACCGGAAGACACUGGUGUCAUUCACGGAAGAAGGAGAGUCCCUGCACAUUAUACCCAACCGCCCAAAGAAGAAGAGACGGAAAGAGAAGGAAUUAGAAGAGGAUGAGUCGAUGUGGGUCGAAAAACCCAUUCCCGACGUCUUGAAAGAGCAUGAUGUGGUCACUACGACAGCUGAUGGUUUGCCCAAAGGCCGCAAAAGGGCAAUCGAUUUCAUGUAA
This is a messenger RNA of Mycena indigotica, 2445 nucleotides long. RefSeq names its product G-patch domain. Gene Ontology annotation, molecular function: RNA binding. Gene Ontology annotation, cellular component: nucleus. NCBI's taxonomy places the organism in Eukaryota, Fungi, Basidiomycota, Agaricomycetes, Agaricales, Mycenaceae. Gene Ontology annotation, biological process: mRNA processing. The record is from RefSeq and is a predicted model, not a curated record. The transcript has 9 exons. The coding region runs from base 1 to 2445 and encodes 814 amino acids.